Messenger RNA from Mesocestoides corti, 630 nucleotides. The record is from the annotation of a GenBank genome assembly. NCBI's taxonomy places the organism in Eukaryota, Metazoa, Platyhelminthes, Cestoda, Cyclophyllidea, Mesocestoididae.
CGGGAUCAGCUUGAUGAAUUAACCGUCAAAAUAAUGGAUAUCCAGGAAAAGAUAAAGGUUGUGCGUCAAGAGGUGCAAGAAGGGUCUAAAGAAGUUCAUCUUAACGAGGAGUCGUUCAAAUUUUUCGAAGACUUUAAAAGGUUGUUGGACCACAAAAUAAAUCAGUUCAGUCGUACAAUGGUGACAAAGCAUGAGCUCCUGGAGGAGGCAAAACAGCAGAGGGAUUCGGAAAAUGAAAAGCUUGCGGCCUUGAGGAGGGAGAAAGGUGUCCAUAACAGUCCGCAGCACCACACCAGCCCUGAAGAGAAGCUAAACGCGUCCAUGGAUAUGUGGAUGAACAGUCGGCUCGGUAGCCUCACGUUUCCCGAUGAGUCGCAUGUCCUCCUUGACACCUCAACGUCCUCCAUUCUCGAGGGCGCAUCAGCGAAACCUGAUAACGGCGCCCGGAUAAGGUGCCACCUGAAGCAACCUAGCGAUGUUGAAGAGGCCUUUGCUGUGGAUCAGUUACAUCCGCUCGGCGGGUCGAGUGAAGCCAUGCAGGUGGCACAGUUGGCGACUCAGGCCAUGGCGCCGUCUCUCCUUGCAGCCCAUGUCAUUUGGAAGCGGCUUUCUGACGCUGUUAACAAAUAA